Molecule: messenger RNA, 1417 nt
Organism: Sinocyclocheilus anshuiensis
Lineage: Eukaryota; Metazoa; Chordata; Actinopteri; Cypriniformes; Cyprinidae
Exons: 4
Coding region: 518-1417 (299 amino acids)
Molecular function (GO): protein dimerization activity
Source: RefSeq, a predicted model, not a curated record
UUUUAUUUUAUUUCAAAGAACCAGGAAAACAUUGUUUUAGUGUAAUGUGGCUUGAUAAUGAAAAUAUUAUGAAAGUUAUGAAAAGAAACUAUAAUGUAAAGGAACAAUGUUUUUUUUUUGAAGGCAUCCUAGAUGGUACAAAGGCUGCAUUUGAUUCCCUUGGCACCCCUGACUGGACAGAAAAAUGCAUUGCAUUUGGUGCAGAUGGUGCAUCUGUAAACAUGGGCAUCCAUGGUGGAGUGAUUGUUCUUUUGCAGAGGGAAGUUGGAGAACAUGUGAUUCCCAUACACUGCAUGCCACAUCGGUUAGUGUUUUCUUUUGAAAAGAAUGUAACCUUUACUACUUUUUACUACAUGAAUAUAACUGAAUCUUCUGGCAUAAUAUUUUUGUUUUUUUAUUCACAAUGCCUAUAAGAACUGUCUCUACUGUUACAUCUGGUUUGCAGAAUUAUAAUCAAAAUUUUCUCUAUUUUUUUUGGAUAGGUUAGAGCUGGCGAUUCUCAACCUGCAGCGCUCCGAUGGUAGCAAAAGUGUAUGACCUCCUCCAUCUUGUUUGGAAAACUUAUCAUGUUAGUGCAAAGUCAAGACGGGAGUUGAAUGCCCUUGGAGAACAGCUUGGUGUGGGGGUUUGCACUCCUUCUAGUGUGAAGGGAACAAGAUGGAUUCCUCACGUGCACCGAGCACUGAGUACCCUUCUUAAAUCCGAAAAGAAUGGAGACUUGGUUGCAGACAGUGGUCAGUAUGCGGUCACCUUCUAUCAUAUGGAACACCUGGCCUUAUCUGCUGCCAAUGCUGACAUACUGGGUCGUGCAAAGAAGGGUAUAUCACUUGUUGGUGACAUGUCAGGAAUGAUCCAGCCUGGUGGCCUAGGCAACCAUAAGUUACAGCAGCAAAUCAGUGCUGUCGUUUCUGUUGCUGUUGAGGCCCUACAUGCUCGCUUCGGUAGUCUAAUAAACAAAGACAGCCAGUGUCCAGCAUAUACUGCAAUUGAUUGUUUCAAAAUUUUUAACCAUGACACAUGGCCAGAAAAUGAAGACGUUCUACUAGAUUAUGGCAGUGAGCAGGUGGAUGUUCUUCUAAAUCAUUUUCAAGAAGUACUGCAAAGAGGUGGAUGCCAGACAGACAACGUUCAAGGGGAGUGGAGAAGUCUGAAGACACUUGUAAGACAAACAUUUCAAGACAAGUCCUACAGCAGCUUGUGGCAAACUUUGUCCACCAAAGAGCCAUACAAUGUUGACUACAAGAACAUACUGCACCUUGUCGAGAUGAUGCUGAUUCUACCUAUAUCAGCUGCACAGUGUGAGAGAGGAUUCUCAGCACAGAACCGCAUCAAAAACUCCACUCGAAGCAGUCUGCACGUAUCGACCACGGAGGAUCUUAUUCAAAUCAGCACUGAGGGACCUUCUCUGGAGAGAUAG